This is a messenger RNA of Echinostoma caproni, 384 nucleotides long. The record is from the annotation of a GenBank genome assembly. NCBI's taxonomy places the organism in Eukaryota, Metazoa, Platyhelminthes, Trematoda, Plagiorchiida, Echinostomatidae.
AUGUCGGAAGAACGAUCAGUUAUCGCGAAGAUUCAAGAAGCACAAGCCAGCCUGGUUGAAUACGGGUAUAAGAGACGAGGAGGUAUUCCAGCUGAUCUACAAAAGUUACCACCGGUGAAAAAACCACGCUUUUUGGAGAUCCUAGAGGCCCGUAUUAACAAAGAGAAAGCCAAAUUCCGUGUGGUCGAGGGAAAACCGGAUCCAUUGCGAUUGCAGAUUUAUCGAGAGAUUUUCACAAUUUUCAUUCAAACUUGUGUAUACUAUGGUCCACUGUUGGCUAGAAUAAAGGCGGAAUAUGAAUCGUACUUGGUUUACGUGCAGGAUCAAUUGAAAAAGCUUCAACCUAUUCGAGUUAGUUCAUUUGAGGUCUUUGAUUUAGAAUAA